Hordeum vulgare subsp. vulgare (domesticated barley) is the source of this 1995-nucleotide messenger RNA. Its product is annotated as phosphoenolpyruvate phosphatase. Gene Ontology annotation, molecular function: metal ion binding; acid phosphatase activity. The transcript is spliced from 10 exons. The coding region runs from base 255 to 1688 and encodes 477 amino acids. Lineage: Eukaryota; Viridiplantae; Streptophyta; Magnoliopsida; Poales; Poaceae. The record is from RefSeq and is a predicted model, not a curated record.
CUGCCAGUGUCACACCCGUCGUCUUCUUUCCUCCACCAGCCUUGCUUGCUCACCCCGGCCUCCCUCCCCGCCACACGCCUCCGACGAGGCGACGACGCGGCCACGCCACCACCACCUCCACCACCAGUCCACCACCCCCUCUCCCCGCUCCCGCUCCCGCUCCAGCGCCUCCCCGCCCGCUCUCCAACGCGUCCCCCUCCCUCCGCGACGUUGGGUUUCCAGGCUGAGGGCUGCAUCCGCGUUGCUCUGGGCCGAUGAGGGGGCCGGGCUUUGUGGCGUUAUCGUUGGCCGUUCUGCUGUGCCUGGUUAACGGUGCCUACUCUGGCCGCACGAGCUCCUAUGUGCGCGCGGAGUUCCCAUCUACCGAUAUGCCUCUGGAUAGCGAGUGGUUUGCGGCUCCCAAGGGAUACAAUGCGCCACAGCAGGUUCAUAUCACACAGGGUGACUAUGAUGGAAAGGCUGUUAUAAUAUCGUGGGUCACCCCAUCGGAACCUGCGCCGAGCCAAGUGUUUUACGGUAAAGAAGAGAACCGCUAUGAUCAGAAAGCUGAAGGGACAAUGACAAAUUAUACAUUUUACGACUAUAAAUCUGGAUACAUACACCAUUGCCUAGUUGAUGGCCUUGAGUACAACACUAAAUAUCAUUACAAGAUAGGUACUGGAGAUUCAGCUCGAGAAUUUUUGUUUCAAACACCUCCAGCAAUUGACGCAGAUGCAUCAUACACAUUUGGCAUCAUAGGUGAUCUGGGGCAAACAUUUAAUUCUCUAUCAACUCUUCAACAUUAUUUGAAAAGCGGAGGAGAAAGUGUUCUGUUUGUUGGGGAUUUGUCAUAUGCUGAUAGAUAUCAACAUAAUGAUGGUAUUCGUUGGGAUUCUUGGGGUCGAUUUGUUGAACGUAGCACUGCAUAUCAACCAUGGAUCUGGAAUUCUGGAAAUCAUGAAAUAGAAUACAGGCCUGAUCUGGGAGAAACUUCUACAUUUAAGCCAUAUCUGCAUAGAUAUUCAACACCAUAUUUGGCAUCAAAGAGCAGUUCCCCAAUGUGGUAUGCAGUCAGGCGUGCAUCUGCUCAUAUUAUCGUGCUCUCGAGUUAUUCUCCUUUCGUAAAAUACACUCCCCAAUGGAUGUGGCUGAGGGGUGAACUCAAGCGUGUGGACAGGGAGAAGACACCUUGGCUCAUUGUUCUCAUGCAUUCUCCCAUGUACAACAGCAAUGAUGCACAUUAUAUGGAGGGCGAGAGCAUGAGGGCUGCCUUUGAGCAAUGGUUUGUCAAGUACAAGGUGGACUUGGUGUUCGCAGGUCAUGUCCAUGCCUAUGAGAGAUCGUAUCGUAUAUCCAACGUCAACUACAACAUAACAUCGGGGAACCGGUACCCGGUGCCAGACAAAUCCGCUCCCGUGUACAUCACGGUCGGUGAUGGAGGCAACCAGGAAGGGCUCGCCUCGAGGUUCAGCGACCCGCAGCCGGACUACUCCGCGUUCAGGGAGGCGAGCUACGGCCACUCGACCCUGCAGCUGGUGAACCGGACGCACGCCGUGUACCAGUGGAACCGGAACGACGACGGGAAGCACGUGCCCACGGACAACGUGGUGUUCCACAACCAGUACUGGGCGAGCAACACGCGGCGCAGGCGGCUGAAGAAGAAGCACCUCCGGUACGAGAGCCUCGAGGACCUCAUGUCCAUGCUCUAGGAGCCUCCAGCUGUUGUUACUACGUGAUACUGCAGAAGAAGAAGGCUUUCAGUUUCAGAGGCCCCGGCGGAGUAGCGGCUCUGCUGCUUCGCUUCGCGGCCUCGGUCGGCCGGCGGAUCGACCUCAUGCCACGGAGACGGAGGCACACGUAGUAGAAGCCUGGGCAUUUCAUUCUUGCAGACUGUGUAUCAGUAUUACUUUACAAUGAACACGAUCUGUCAUUUACUAUAAAGGAGAACACGAUACGAGAGGCCGUUAGAAUUCCAGCCAGCUGCACUGCUUAAGUUAAGUGGAUACAUUCGAAUAA